AUGGAGAGGGAUGAGAGACUGAUGGACUUGGUCCGUCAUGUACUCUUGAUCAAUGUAAUCACGAGAAACAAGGUCUCUAGUCUCAUCUCAAUGAUUAACAAGACAGGUGAUAAUCAACGAUUCAUUCGAUUCUUCAACAAGUUGUACAUAAAUAAUGAGGCUGGCCACAACCUUCUGUUGGGUGUACUACUUGAUAACCCUCUAGGAACCAGUACAUACAGUGUACUAGCUUACACUAUCAGACAGACGAUCAAGCAGUCUAUCGUCACAAACAACAAUGUGAUCUUUGGCUUUAUCAUUGAUCGAUUUGUUGCCAUGCCACCAGACUCUGACCAACUUAAUCCAAUCAACAACAUACUCAAGGACCUGUUUAAAGACACUAAACAUGAUCCAAUCGUAUCUCUAAAUCAUUCAUUCAUCAAGCAGCUUAUGGAUGGUGGAUGGACCUUGCCCUCAGUCAUAGUCAAGUUGAUGGCAGUGUCUGCACUCGGGUACCAUGCCGAUAUCGAGUUGUUCGUAUCCAUCGUCAAGCUCAAUUGGAGCCAUCGCUCAUCUAUUCUCAAGCAUUUGAGCGGAGAGGCAGACCCCAAUAACAGCGCUCAUACAGCAAUCUUUAAGCAGAAGUCCAGCGCAACAAUCAUUGAACUAUUUGAUUAUUAUCACAUGCUCACCGAUGGUACCGACCUGGAUGGAGAGUUCUACAUCACACUGCUGGGUCUGGCGUUGUUCCACAAGCGAUGCCGUGUGGCUCUACGCAUCAUCGACAAGGGUUGGCGCCACAUUGAUCGAGACAAGUUCCACACAACAGUGGCAAGGUACGGGGAUGAAUACGCUCUCGGCAAGAUCGAGUACAAACUUCCUAAAGUGUCCAACGAACGAAAGUACAUGCUAUACAAUCUUUUGCACCAGUCCUCUAUCUCUGGAAACAUUGACUACCUUAGAUACAUCCGUUCAGAUCUUGAGGUGGCGGUAUCAACUCCAUCAUAUUAUCAUCAGAACAAUUGUCCAUUCUCAUUUGGUCAGAAAGAAUUGUUGGACAUUCCCUUGGAGCAAGGACGCUUCGAAUGGGUGCGCUAUGUCAUCGAGCACAUUGGUCCGCUAUGCAAGCAAGUUGACAUCAAGUGUGGAACCAACACCAAGUGGACUGUCACUCAACUCAUGAUGAAUGAGCACACUAUGGAAAUGAUGGACUACCUUCUGGAGUCUAGCACUUUGAUCAAGUGCAGCUUCUCGGAGGUUUACAAACAGGCAAUCAUUGCCAGACGCAUGGAUGUCAUAUUGCGCCUUGAAGAGAUGCUGUGCAACACAUCGAUUAUCAACCAUCUUCACAUCGACCUGCAUGCGGCAUUGAAUGAAGCGAUCAAACAACAAUAUGAGGAGGCGGUACGGCUUCUGAUCAACAAUCGGUAUGAUAAGUUUGUGUUCCUAAACUUGGAUUUGGAAGCACUAUCCAAGUGCUCAAUCGAUUUCCAAGACCAGGUGCUCAAACUACUCAAGCCAAAUAGCUUCACUGUCAUUCCUCCUCAACGAUUAUACACUGGUCCAUUCAACAUCUCGCGUGAAACACUGAAUAUGUUCUGUGCGCAUGGACAUGCCCAUCAAUACAGGCAUACAUUGUUCACGACCGCCGCCAGAUUAGGAGUAUAUGACCUGGUGGUCAAGCUCUAUGACCCAUCGGUUAAGAAUCAAAGUUUGAUCGAGGACGUUUGUUUUCGUAGUGGAGACAUCAGGGUGAUCAAGUUCCUCAAGGACAAUGGAUUCCAUUCGAAUCCUGAAACAGAUAUGAUUGGCGCAUUGCUCACAUUCAAUUAUCAAACAAUCGACUACAUAUUGUCUAUGUCUACUGAUGAACAAGCAAUACUGAAUCACUCUGGCGAUAACAUUGAUCGCGCUCGCCAAUACAUUAAAGCCAGUGUCUUCACUUUAUACCUUGAAGAUUGCAUGUGGACUCUGAACCUUAACAAGGAUGAUCGUUUAAAGGACUUCUUUGCGUUUGUUUUUGAGCGCAUUGAUCCAGCCUCCAAGCGCAGUAGCCAGUUCAUCAAUCGAUUGUUGGAAGAGGUCUCACUUGGAUUUCCACUUUACCAAACGAUACUUGAUGCAGUUCUUCCGCUGUCCGAACCUGGACAACUGCCAUACAUCGUACCUCCGACGUUGGAGAGGAUCAAGAGAGGAAUACAAGUGGAUAAAUACCCGAUACAAUCUAUUGAUGCCAAUGUCCAGUUAUUCAACAGUAACAACAUCCUCUACGACAAGUAUCGUUCAAUCAUCAAACCAUUCAAUGACAACGACUACAACCUCUACCAAAUACUUCUUAUCGAGAAUGGCAUUGUCGUUCCAGCAUUUACUAACUAA
Messenger RNA from Acytostelium subglobosum LB1, 2355 nucleotides. RefSeq lists its product as hypothetical. NCBI's taxonomy places the organism in Eukaryota, Evosea, Eumycetozoa, Acytosteliales, Acytosteliaceae. The transcript has 2 exons. The record is from RefSeq and is a predicted model, not a curated record. The coding region runs from base 1 to 2355 and encodes 784 amino acids.